This is a messenger RNA of Manduca sexta (tobacco hornworm), 4570 nucleotides long. RefSeq names its product patched domain-containing protein 3 (gene Ptr). Gene Ontology annotation, cellular component: plasma membrane; cytoplasmic vesicle membrane. The record is from RefSeq and is a predicted model, not a curated record. The coding region runs from base 83 to 3283 and encodes 1066 amino acids. The transcript is spliced from 11 exons. Lineage: Eukaryota; Metazoa; Arthropoda; Insecta; Lepidoptera; Sphingidae.
AAAAAAUAACCGUUAUUUUAAGUAUGAAGACGAAUCAUUAUGGCAUUAAUUGAAAUUUGUACGUGCUGUAAUAAAAACAAUUAUGCGUAUGGGUUGCAGGAUGACCAUAGUCGACGAUGUUCUGAACCGAUCCUUCUACAAACUUGGUUUGGUUGUGGGGCGACAACCUGGCUACUUCAUUAUAAUACCGAUACUCCUGUCACUACUCAUGAUCACUGGAUACCAAAGGGUUUACUACGAAAUGGAUCCGGAGUAUCUAUUUUCGCCCGUCAGUGGACAAGGAAAGCUGGAGAGGAGAAUCGUGGAAGAACACUUUAAAGUCAACUAUACUCACAGAUUCAAUGUUGGAAGGAUAACCAGGCCCGGGAGGUUUGGCCGAGUGAUAAUCGUGGCUAAAGAUAACAAUACAAACAUGCUGCGAACCGAGGUCUGGAAGGAGCUGAGGCAAUUAGAUGAACUAGUGCAAAACGUCACAGUCACCAUGCCUACCGGAGAGACGUUUACGUAUAGAGAAGAGUGCGCGCGCUGGGAGGGACAGUGUUUCGUCAACGACAUACUGAACGUGGAUAAGAUUAUUGGCGAGGUGGAGCGCGGUGAAUUAAAUUUAACAUUCCCGAUAAUGUUCAACCCUGUGACGUGGGAAGCACACGCUUUUCCAGUCUACUUCGGAGGUUCAAAGGUUGUCGAUGACGUCAUUAUCUCAGUGCCUGCCGUACAACUCGUAUGGUUUGUACGAACUGAUACAAAACUACAGGAGCAAAGAGGUGCAGCGUGGGAAGAUGCGUUUUUAGAUGCUGUUGGCGUCGCAGAAGAUACAGGCCGUUUCAAACAUAUAUCAGUAGCACGUUUCGCCUCAAGAACUCUGGAUCAUGAACUUGAAAAAAAUACAAGGACUGUGAUUCCUUUCUUCAGUUCUACUUUCAUUCUUAUGGGCAUAUUCUCAAUAGUUACUUGCAUGAUGGGCGACUGGGUGCGGUCUAAGCCAUGGUUAGGUUUACUCGGAAAUAUAUCAGCUGUUAUGGCUACAGCGGCAGCUUUUGGCUGUGCCAUUUAUUUGGGGAUCUCUUUUAUUGGCAUUAAUUUGGCGGCGCCCUUCUUGAUGAUUGGUAUCGGAAUCGACGAUACAUUCGUUAUGUUAGCGGCUUGGCGGCGUGCUUCUCCGAAGCUGCCAGUCCCAGAACGCAUGGCAAUUAUGCUAUCAGAAGCCGCAGUGUCCAUCACAAUAACCUCAGUCACGGAUAUGCUCUCAUUCUUCAUCGGUAUAUUCUCUCCGUUUCCUUCGGUUCAGAUAUUCUGCAUGUAUUCUGGUUUGGCAGUAUGUUUCACUUUCGUCUGGCACUUAACCUUCUUUGCUGGCUGUGUUGCUGUGUCGGGUUACCGUGAGAAGCAAAACCGACAUACUAUUACGUUACUUAAAGUUCUACCAGAAUCCAGGGCUAGAAAGGAGGAGAAGUCAUGGCUCUAUCGUAUCUUCUGCAGUGGUGGUAUAGAUCCAGCCGAUCCAGACAAUCCUAUAGAUAACAAGGAACAUUGUAUCAUGGCGUUUUUCCGCACUACCAUGGCUGAUUUACUCAACAACGGUGCUGUCAAAGCGGUUGUUAUAAUUGUAUUCCUACUGUACUUGGCCGGUGCUGGUUAUGGUGUUACUAACCUAAACGAAGGACUAGAAAGAAGAAAGUUGUCUAAAAUCGAUUCGUACUCUGUCGAGUUCUUUGAUCGCGAAGAUUUAUAUUACAGAGAAUUUCCUUACAGAAUACAGGUGGUGAUUAGCGGAGAGUAUAAUUAUUCGGACCCCAAAAUCCAAGACGAGGUUGAAGUGCUUACGAAGAAGUUGGAAAAUACGUCGUAUAUAUCGAACUCAUUAUAUACAGAAUCAUGGCUGAGAACGUUCGUCGACUACGUGUCGGGAAAUAACGACUACCUGAACGUGACUAUUGAUAACGAAGAUGACUUCAUCAAAAACCUUAAAGAAUUGUGGCUGUUUCCUGCGAAUCCAUUCUCCCUGGAUGUCAAAUUUAAUGAGCAAGGUGACAAAAUUGUGGCCUCCAGAUUUCUGAUUCAAGCCAUCAAUAUCAGUGGAACAAAUCAUGAAAAAGAAAUGGUUAAAGUUCUGAGAGGGAUCGUUGCUGAAUCGCCUUUGAAUGCAUCCGUUUUCCACCCUUACUUCGUGUUCUUUGACCAGUUCGAGCUUGUGCGGCCAACGUCACUGCAGAAUUUAUGUUAUGGUGCCUUGAUGAUGAUGAUAACAUCAUUUAUAUUUAUUCCCAACGUUCUGUGUUCCCUAUGGGUAGCUUUUAGUAUAAUAUCAAUCGAAAUAGGGGUGGUCGGCUACAUGGCACUAUGGGAUAUAAAUCUUGAUUCCAUCUCGAUGAUAAAUCUCAUCAUGUGCAUAGGUUUUUCUGUAGACUUCACUGCACACAUAUGUUACGCAUAUAUGGCGUCGAAGGCAAAAAGUCCUAAUGAAAGAGUCAGUGAAUGUUUGUACUCCUUAGGAUUGCCAAUUGUACAAGGCUCUUUCAGCACAAUACUCGGUGUGGUUGCGCUUCUCCUAGCGGACAGCUACAUAUUUUCAGUAUUCUUCAAAAUGGUAUUCAUGGUUAUAUUUUUUGGAGCCAUGCAUGGUCUAUUCCUCUUGCCUGUUUUGUUAUCACUUUUUGGUCCAGGAUCUUGCUCUAAGAGACAAGAUGACUUAAAGAUAUCUAAACUAGAAAAAUGCUUCCCAAGUCCGUACUGCAUACCCCACCCUCAGUUAAUGUUGAAUGAUCAAAUCUACAAUGGAAAAAAUCUGAGUCCCAAUGGUGUUUAUAAAAUCUACGGUGAUGACAAAGAUCUAGGCAUCGGCACAUCUGGCGAAGACACCAGCGAAAGCAGCUCCAACCAGUCACGACGGCAAAUGGGCGAAGAUGACAGCGGACGGAAGAAGUACGACGAUGGAUGGAAGAGAUCAAAUUACUGCCAAAGUUCCAGUCAAUUUCAGCCCUCUGGAGAGUUAGACCCUUUUGGACACGACCUUGACAGAAACUGGCAGAGACAGCGAUAUGAGGAUAAUCGUAGAGUUUUCGAUAACUAUCGGAAACCUUCCGCAACGUCUAGAGCACGAGACGACGAAUGGGUGACGUCCAACCGCAAGACAAGCGACUCAGGGCCGCAACGUGAAGGACCUUACAAAGUGAUGCGAGCCCACUCCCACCACAAUCUCCACAGGCCUCGCGCCCCACGACGAUCGAAUUCACAGCACAACCUUGACCAUUUAGAUUACGUUGCCGAAAUGCGAUUUCCCUGACGUUGACCAUUUAACCUCUCUAAAUUAUUUAAGUAAAAACAAGUGCUCAAUUGUGGACCAAAGUAUUAUAUCUUCAUAAACAUUGCGAGUUCGUGUGUCGCGUUAUGGCUGGUAAUUGUGCUUCCCCGAAGCUUUCUGCUAGUCAGUUUAUGUGACGCAUUCGGAAAUGUGAUUGAUAACUAUUACUCGAUGACUAGAUUGAGUAAUAUUUAUAGAUCUAAACGAAAAAAAUGAAUGUUAAUAGUAAGUGUGACGUAGAAAAGAUAAACUGUAAACGUGUUUUGUACAAGGUGAAUCUAGAGAGGUUAAUAUUUUUGUAGUAUUUAAGUUUAAGUUGACAACCAAAAUACAAUACUUCUAUUUAUACUGCAGUUAUUUAACUCAUAAAUGAGUACUAAUGUAGAUAAAUCAUGAAUGUUGGCGUCGAUAUUAUGCCAAAAAAACUGUUAUAAAUGUAAUGGAUCAUUCCAGUGUGCUGUAUGAUUCAUGUAAGACAUUAGUGUUGUAAGAUAUUGUGGGGAUAAGUGACAUAAAGAAUAAUUUUGAAAAUAAUUUAUUACAUAUCCAGUUCCUACAAUCAAAACUAUAAACUAAAAUUAACCGUUCAAUGAUUUCAGUCAUUUGUAUCAUAGGUUAGGUGAUAUUUUGGCAAUUUUAAGAAGUAACGUUAGUUGUUUUAGUUUUCAUGGAUAUCUAAUGUGAUAGAAAAUCGGGUUGGGCCAAAUGUUUUAAACUAUAACGUGUACAUACUAUGUUUUAUUAUAUAAGUUUACUGAAUACAUGUUUAAUUCUCGCAUGUUUAGAAAAACUGUUCAAAAAUUUAGCGACAGUUCUGAUUUUUUCCUAGAAAGUUAAGAUAUACUUUUUUAAAAUAAAUUUGUAUUGGAAACAAAAAAAUGCUUGCUUCGUCGCUUCACAACAGUAACGAUACGCAAAAAACUAAAUUUAAAAUUAAAAUAAUUAAUAAAAGGCGGUCAAAAGCAGGGCGGGCCACUAGUUUUAUUACUUAAAGCUUUAACGUUACCUGUGUCUAGUUAAUUCGCUGUAAGUAUUAGGUGUGAUAUCUUCUCGAUGCCAUUUAAUUGUCAUCGCAAACGCUCUUGGUCUAAAACCAUACUCAACACCUACUCUACAGUAAUAAAAAUUCAUUCGACUACACAAUCAUUACAUCUGGCAGAAUGUUUGUGAAUGUACGAGAAAACAAUUUGACUACCAUUUGUGGUCUAUCAUGACUGAAUAUUGUAAAUAUCGAUUUGUUUUGUAUUGAAUAAAAUAGUUUUAAUUAUA